GUGUGGAUGAUACAGGAAAGGAGGAGCACAUGCUACUCGGAUCAACAUCGCCCUGGACAAUAUCAGCACACGAAACAUAUCACGGACACUAAUACGGUACACGAACAUAUCACGGACACUAAUACGGUACACGAAACAUAUCACGGACACUAAUACGGUACACGAACAUAUCACGGACACUCACUCUAACAGUAACCAGUACGUACUCCCUCGGUGAUCUCCGUACCACGCUCACCGCCAACGACAAUGUCCCCCGACGACCAUUCCGACUUUCUUCUCUCCUGUCGCUACGGCGACAUCGACGACAUCAACGCCUUCAUCGCCCACUUCGACGCCCUCGCCCUCCUCCUCCCGCUCCUCCCCCCCGCCCUCCUCUCCGCACAGAACGCCUCCGGCUCAACCCCCCUCCACUGGGCAUCCCUCAACGCCCACCUCCCCAUCGCCAAAGCCCUCGUCGCCCACUCCCCAGGCCCAGGCGUCGAUCUCAUCGAUAUCAAGAAUCACGCUGGCAGGUCCCCGCUGGGAGAGGCGGAGAUGGCGGGCUGGGAGGAGGGCGCGAGCUGGUUUGUGGAGGUGAUGAAUCUUGGGGAGGGGAAGGGUGCCGAGGGUGCUAGUGCUGACGAGGUUGCCGACGCUGACGACGACGCGCCCAUCCACCUCGAGAUCCAAGACGCAGACGGCCACAUCGCCAACCUCACCAUCCACGACCCCCCUCUUCCCCCAUCCUAA
Molecule: messenger RNA, 729 nt
Organism: Serpula lacrymans var. lacrymans S7.9
Lineage: Eukaryota; Fungi; Basidiomycota; Agaricomycetes; Boletales; Serpulaceae
Exons: 2
Coding region: 247-729 (160 amino acids)
Molecular function (GO): protein binding
Source: RefSeq, a predicted model, not a curated record